Messenger RNA from Venustampulla echinocandica, 1278 nucleotides. RefSeq lists its product as uncharacterized. The coding region runs from base 1 to 1278 and encodes 425 amino acids. The record is from RefSeq and is a predicted model, not a curated record. The transcript has a single exon. Gene Ontology annotation, molecular function: protein binding. NCBI's taxonomy places the organism in Eukaryota, Fungi, Ascomycota, Leotiomycetes, Helotiales, Pleuroascaceae.
AUGAAUCCCACUCAGGCUCCAGUUAUUCCACAGGUUGGACCUGAUCUGCUUUCGCCUCUUCCACAAGAGCUCAUGCAGAAUAUCACCAAGUUCCUCAGCGCGUCUGAUAACUGCAAUCUGCGACUUGUGAGUAAGGCGGUGGAAAAACACACCCAUGUGUAUUUCACCGAGAACUGCUACUACGCCGUGCAUACAGACUUAUCCCUGAAGAGCCUUGAGAGCCUUCUAGAGGUCGCUAAAGUCCAUACAAUUGCGGCUAAUAUGAAACUGCUAGACAUUGAGGCACACUCCCUGUCCUUUGGACAGGGGUUUAACUGGCCACCACGCAGCAGUGGGAUGAUGGCUUUUGGACACCAAGACCAUCCCUGUGUUCCGUUGUUGGAGACUAUCAUAGAGAAGCUAGGUAACUGUCAGUCAUUUAGGGUUAACAACAUAUGCUCCGCCGCAGACCAUUCAAACUGGAUGGUGCCUCGUUCAGCAGACGCGUCUGUUGCCAUUGAAGUGUUGUUUGAUGUCAUAUGCCACCUCAGAAGACCUACGAAGUCUUUGAGCCUAGAAUAUGGUAGGUGCAUGGUAUUCCCUGUUUGCGCCGCCCCUACACUUAACCCAGGCCCAUUUUUUGUGCAUCCAGUUAUCUUCCAACCUUUCCAAGAUGCCUGGCGCACUCUGGAGACUCUCGCUCUGCGAGGAACAAUGAGUUCAAGAACUCUCACGGAAAAUGCUAAUCUAAUUUUCGAGGCGACCAACCUGCGGGAAUUAGUACUAGAUUUCAGAUGUAGUGCCGGCACACCGGAUGCAGCUACAGCCAUGAUGAACAGGAUGCGCCAGUUGCCCCUCGCGGGCCGCAUGCCACCUAUCCUAAAAUUGGACAUCCUCGGUGGUGAGACGACCGAUUCGGACUUUUUACACUUCCUCUCGCUAUUUGGAACUAGUCUGCGAUCACUGCGCCUAGUAGACUGUGUUAGUAUUCUGGGGACUGCCUCGAAUUGGUGGGAUGUUUUUGAUAACAUGGCAACACACUUGCCGCUUCUGGAAACCAUUUCAAUAGACCACUUGACUAUACCUCGUGCCCCUGGUUAUAUCAGGGUGUUUGAAUACCCAGGUCUCUACGAGGAGCCUGUGAUUCCCGGUACAAAUGGCGAUAGGUGUGAAAUAUACGAACCCUCCCCUGGAUACUACCCAGAUGAAAGUCGCGUAUCGUACACUGGCCCAAACAUGGGUAAGUUUUUGCAGGCACUGUCGAACGGCGCUAUCGUAAGUCUGGUAUUUAAUCACUGA